Molecule: messenger RNA, 5240 nt
Organism: Micropterus salmoides (largemouth bass)
Lineage: Eukaryota; Metazoa; Chordata; Actinopteri; Centrarchiformes; Centrarchidae
Product: coiled-coil and C2 domain-containing protein 1A-like
Biological process (GO): regulation of transcription by RNA polymerase II
Cellular component (GO): nucleus
Molecular function (GO): RNA polymerase II cis-regulatory region sequence-specific DNA binding; DNA-binding transcription repressor activity, RNA polymerase II-specific
Source: RefSeq, a predicted model, not a curated record
CAAUACCAGGAUGCCAUCAGAGCUCACAAAGCUGGACGACCUGUCAGCUUGUCUGACCUGCCCGUGCCGCCAGGCUGUCCACCACUUCAGGGCUCAGAGGGGGGCCAGCAGAACCUCAUGGGUGUCCUGGAAACAGCCAUGAAAAUAGCCAAUCAGGAUGCAGACGCAGAAGAUGAUGAAGAAGAGGAUGGACAAGGAGAGGCUGCCAAGCCUGCAGUGCGUCCACCCGCUCAGAAGGCAAAGUCUCCUGCUCCUCAGGCCCCCGGAGGUUCCUCAUCUCUAAAACUGGGAGCCAAAGCCCAGCAGCAAGUGGAUUUCCUGUUGCUAAGGCGACAGGCUUUUUUGCGUGCCGCGCUGCGCUCCAAACAGAUGAAGGACAUGACUGGAGCAGCGCAGCACCUCAGACACUCCAAGGGACUGGAGCCCAUGAUCACCGCUGCCAAGUCCGGCCUACCUGUUGAUAUUUCCAAGAUUCCCAGUGCUCCAGUCAGUGAGGAGGACUACUCCCUGGCUCGCUCCCGUACCUCCCCUUCCCCUCGCUCCAGUGAACAGUACCACCGCCUAAUGGAGCUUUUGCGGAAGCAGCACGAGAAAUGUCUGGGCAAUUCUCAACAGCUCAUACUCUUGGGCAAUGUGGCCGAGGCUCUGAAGUUUGAGAAGCUUGUUGAGGAAUGUAUGAAGAGCAUAGAGAUACUGAAGAAUGCCCACGCGAAGGGCCAGCCAGUCCCCAAGUGCCGCACAGAGAGGACCCUCAACACUGUCAAGAUCCACUCCAGCCUGACACUUAAUGACCUGAUGCUGCACAUCAUCAGAGGCAUCAACCUGCCAGCUCCCGCAGGUGUUUCACCUAAUGAUCUGGAUGCCAGUGUGAAGUUUGAGUUUCCUUUUCCCACUGCGGAGGAGGCUCAGAGGGACAAGACCAGCACAGUAAAGAGCACAAACAGUCCAGAGUUUAAAGAGCAGUUCAAACUCAACAUAAACCGCACCCACCGAGGCUUCAAACGAGUCGUCCAGUCCAAAGGCAUCAAGUUUGAAAUCAUCCACAAGGGAGGCCUCUUUAAAACCGACAAAGUCGUGGGCACUGCUCAGCUGAAGCUAGAGGCUCUAGAAAACCACUGUGACGUUAGAGAGAUCAUAGACGUGAUGGAUGGACGUAAAGCGACAGGUGGCAAGUUGGAGGUGAUGGUGAAGAUCAGAGAGCCUUUAUCAGGAGCUGAUCUCCAGCCGGUGACUGAGAAGUGGCUGGUUGUCGAUCCUGUGUCCACCCUUUCUCCUACAGAGAGACAAAAGGAAAAAAGGAACGGUGAACUUUGUGUGUGUGUUUGUUUGGAUCAGGCGCCAUCUCCUCCUCGGUCUAAACCCAAACAUGAAGCGAGCAGCAGGAGCAGUCAUUCCAGCAACUCUCCUCCACAGUACAAACUCCACAGCUUCAGCCUCCUCAGCUAUGACAGGGAGCGGCUGGAGAGAAAGAUUGCAGAAUACCGAAAGACGCGCCGGGAUCCCCCAUCUGACCUCAUCCAUCAACACAAAGAGGUCACGUACAGACUGCAGUGGCAGAAAGCACAGCUGGAGCGAGCCUCUCCUGCUCUGCUGACAGAUUAUGAAAAUGUGCUGCAGCGCUUAGUCCAAGGACUCGCUGACUCUGUGAAGAAAUUCUCCAGCCAAGGCAACAGGGACGCUGCCAAGGACGCACUGAGCAGGUUGAAGAUGGUAGAGAGCGAGCUGGAAUCGUUAAAAAGGAAACGCACUGGAUGAGAGAAGAGUAAGAGCGGAGAAGACUUGGCUGAAGUACUGUUAUCGCUCUCUCUCGCGCGCGCUCUCUCUCUCUCAUACACACUCAUAUACAGACACUACAGUGGGUACUUUAAGCACCUUUAGCAUGAUUUUAUACUGCUCAUGUCCACAACAACAACUGCAUGAACCUACCUGAUCAUUCUGCCUGUUGAUCUUAUAAAUUGGUCGCCUGCCUCAGUACUACAAAAUAAAUCUGUAACUACAGAGCGACAAAGAAAUUGAAACAAACAUUAAAAGGUGUUCAUGAGCUAAGGACGAGGCAGGCUUAUUGCACUUAAACAAGACAAACACUACAGAAAGCUGCUUGAAGCACAGCUUUACAGACCUUAUCUGUACUAUCAAUUUUUUUAUUCCCAUCUCAUCUUCUUUUGAGAAUCAUUGGUGAAGAGAUCUGUCCCAACACUUUUAAGUUUUACAUUUGAAACCAGCUCAGAGAGACUUUUAGUGUCCAUAGAUGACCAAAACAAUGUGUGCGUGUGCACGUGCGUGCUCUGAAGUGUGUUUAACCAGUGGACUGAGGUGUUUUUAACCCCUUUUCCCAUAUUUCAUGUGUGUGUAAUGAGCUUAAUCUAAUCUGUCUGCUCCAGUGUUCCCAGAUUACAGUAAUCUGCUCCAUUUGGAGUGGUGUGAUAUGGGAAUAAAAAAACGGGGCUUCGGGGCGCCGCAGCCUACAUCCCAUAAUGAGGGAUUAGUGUUUGUGUCACCAAGGAGACGACUAGAUCAGACGUAGAGUCGCCUUUGGGGCUGGGGAUAGGGGGUGUGGGGGCUGUGAAUGUGGUGGAAGCUUAGCUCUGCAAAAGGAUUGCUUCUUCGUCUUCAUCAGCUGUUUCUUCUUUGUUGUCUUCUUCUUCGUCUUCACUUUCUUCACACUAAUUCCUUUGCAUAUAUUCAUAGAUUAUUCAGAGUCACGAGUAAUGGGCUGCUCCACUUGGAUUUUCUCACAAUAUUAAACAAUAUUAAGUCUGUCAUGCUGUCGAUUAGAAAAUAAUGAACAGCUGUGUUGCUAUUUUCCACCGAUAUUGGCAUAUGUAGUUUAUAAACCCAGCUUCUGUCUCACUGAGCUGUCCAGUGGCAGCACAGUGGAUGCUCAAUAGUCUGCUCACAGAACGAAAACCCACUAUGUGUCAGUAAGCCUGGGUAAUUUCUCAUUUCUAUUUUGGUUACCCCAUAGACAUCCCUGUCAUAGGCACCCUGGUCACUCCUCUCUGCAGUUUUCUUUGACUGUGAAGUCAAGGGGACAAAAUUGAGACAAAUCCAGUAAAACUUUAUAAGAUGUGUGACGAAUGCAGACUGGUCUUAAAAUCUGUAAUUUUGUCACAGUAACAGUAGAUGUACAAAACAGUGGUGUGAAAAAUGUGUCAUACCGCUGCAAUGUAUUCUGAGCUCUGUUUCGUGCUCUGGACAGAUGUUUCCCCAGUGCGUUUGACAACCUGAAAGCACACGGCAGCAGACUCUGCUAGUCCACGUUUGAUUUCACGUGGCCAGAAUGUAGCACACUACUUCACAUGAGCCUUACUGUAUGUUUUUAUUUGACUCUUCAAUGUGGAUGAUGUCUGUUAACUCUACUAAUAGUUCUUUGGUCAUGUGACACAGCAGAGGAUCAUGUGUCUGCCCUAAUCCACCCACUGCCUCGCCCCAUUAGCAAAUAAUCCUGGUUAAAGUUGACCUGGUAUGGCCCUCUAUAGUCUGUGUUGAUUUUUAUGUAACACCCCUUCCCCCGCUUUUAUCUGUCUGGAGAGGAUAUCUUCUGACUCUUGCUUUUGUGCUUUUGAUCAGUGAAAUUCUUUUAGAUGGACAUGGCAGUAGAAGGAGAGAUGACAGACCCCUGCUUAUAGUGACAUGAUAACCUUUAAUUUACAAUGGGAUGGCGCCUAAAGGACUCUAUCAACUAUAUUGCAACUUGUAGCUGCUCCAAGUCAUGCACACGUAACAUUUUUGCUGACUGUUUUUCAGUGCAUGCAGAACAGUUUGAGAUUCGAUGUAUUUCCUCUCCUGUGCCAGGCGGCCAUUAGUUUCCAUUUAUUUCUGUGCAUUAUGGAAAUCAUUUAGCAGACUCUUGAAACUUGCUUGACUUUGAGCCAAACAUUUGCCCCACUAAGUAGUGUAAUCCAUCACAGUAAGCAUCAAGUCUGCAUUAAUGCUUGUCAAUGUGUCAUUAUGCGGCAGUACAGUUUAAAUGCUGAUUUAUUUGGAAAGCUCUGCAUUAAUGAUAAAUAUUAAGAUAAUGUAUAACUUUGAUAUAAAUUGACUCAGUGGAUUACACAACUCAAUUUCAAGAGUCUGCUAAUUGGUUUCCAUGCUGUAUGGAAAUUAAUGGAAACCGUUCUGUUCAAAUAACUGUGACUGCAAUGAACAUAUAUUUUUGUUAUUGAUUAAUCUGCUGAUAAUAUUCUAGAUGUUUAGAUUAAUCAUUUGGUCUAUAAAAAGCCAGAAAAUGGUUUUAAAAAUAAAAAAGGGUCUUACAAUUUUAUAAAAUGAUUGUUUUGUCAGAUCGACACUUCAAAACCUGGAGAUAUUCAGUUUACUGUCACAUAAGACAAAGAAAAGUACAAAAAUACUUCACAUUUAUUGGACACAGGAACAUGUUUUGCAGUAGGACUAGCUGUGAGGUAAAAUAAAUGUAGUCUGAAGUAAAUGGGCUAAAACAUGCAAAACAACUGAAUGUGUUUCUGGCGCACUAAGUCAAACAAAAACUGAAAGCGACCACGUAGCUCUGAUAUAACCCUGGGAUGCACAAAAACCGCACUGCACCGCUUUCUUUCACUCCAAAACCUUUUAACCCUGUGUCACCUCUAACACACACACACUACUGCCACUUCAGCCUACCCCUCGAGUAACCUCGUGGCCUCUGAGGCUGUCCUGUUGUCAUGGCAGCGAGCUCAUCAGCAUUCAGUAUGGUCGUUGGACGGUUGGGACCCGGGGAGAGGGACAUAUUGUUAAAGUUUGUCCUGCUGGUGACUAACACUCCUUUCUCGCAUUUACAAGACACCACACACACACGCUCACACACACUCCUUCUCACUCUUUCUCUUUUUUUUAAAUCUGUUUGGCUCUCGUCUCUUUUUUUUUUUUUUUUUUUUUUUUUUUAACCCGACUCUGAAAUCUACCUACAUUCCAUUUUAAAAAGGAGAAACUUUGGUGUAUUGUUUGUCAUUGUGAAUGUCCUGAUCAGCAGCAGUCAAUGUUUCAUUUGGGCUUGGGAAAUACUAUUGUUGGACCUUCUGACAUUUUUUAAAUCCGUUAAGUAAUGUAAGGGCAAUCAAUAUAAAUAUAUUAUUUAUAUACGAUAAAUAUACAGCAUAUUAUGCUCUCUCUAUUUUUAAAUGUAAGGUGGGAUGAUUUGUGCAGCUCAGCGGCAGAAUGUGUGAAGGCCUGAUUGUUUAGGCUUUAUUAUCAAGAUGUAUGAGGUCGGUGUUAACAUGAAUAAAAUGGUGAAACAGCUCUGA